UUUGUUGUUGGCUUUAUUCCCGUAAUCUGUUAAGCGAUUACUUAGCUAAACAAGUUCUUUUUAGCUAGAAACUGUAUUCUUAUUCAAAAGUUGAUCCAUGUUCUGCCGGUAAGGUAGAGUUUAAGUUUAAGCAGGCUUAAUUAACGUGUGAAGAGGGAAAUUAAGUGAACAACGAAAUCAUUAAUGAACGUCGAAUGCCGAUCAGGAUGGCAUCAGUUUAUGUUACAACAAACAAAAGAGAAACGCGCAGGCCAAACAGUAGAACAUGUUCUGUUUCGUGGGAUGCGAAAGAAGGAAAGAAAUGUUCAGCGCCGGUUAAAUUUCUUAUCCUCACUAUCGCUCUGCUGAUAGCAUUUUCCCUUGUUUUGCUGAAUCUGUACUUGAGAGAGCACGCAAGAAAUCUCACCGCCAAGGCUGUAGAGAAACCAGAGACAAGAACUACACGGAUACGAGCUGAACACGAAAAAUAUCAUGGUGGUUUAUGUUGGACAACAGAUUGUCUACACGCAGCAUUAGAUUUGCUGAACUCAGUAGACCCGUCAGUAGACCCUUGUAGGGAUUUCUAUCAGUAUGCUUGUGGAGGAUGGAUGAAAAAGUAUCCGAGGCCACUUACCUCUAGAAGAUGGGAUCAGUUUGAGAAACUGACUGCAGAAAACAAUGAAGUCCUCGAGAUGCUACUUAGAAACAAAGAACUCAAAGCUAAAUACUCUAAGGAGGAGGCAGUUUGGAAGGCCCUGGCGUAUUAUGAUUCAUGCAUGGACGUCGCUGCGAUCGAGCGACUGAAGGGCGAACCGCUUGAGUUGCUUAUCAAGGAAUAUGGCUCAUGGAGCAUCACAGAUGAAAACUGGAAAGAAGAAGACUGGGACUUGAUAACUCGUCUUGCAAGGAUUCAUAAAGACUUGGUUGUGCCAGUUUUGUUCUCCAUGACUGUUGCAAUUGAUAACAAAAACAGCUCACAGAAUGCAAUUACCUUUGGAGAAUCCUACACCUCACUAUCACGAAGAGAACUUCUCACGAAUGACUCACAGAGCCAGCGAGUUCGUAAUGCAUAUAGAGAUUUGAUGAGAAACUUGACCAUCAAACUUGGAGCUGGGGAAGAUUCAAAAGAUGAUCUGCUUAAAACAUUCGAGUUCGAGAAAGAGCUGGCAAAGAUAUCUACCUCAAGAUUUAGACGACCAUCCUUUGAAGAAGCUUACAAGAAGCUCACAUUAUUAGAAAUACAGGAGUAUACCGGUGAUUUUUUCAACUGGACGAAAUAUGUGCAAGUAGCGAUGGAGGAUAACACAUUUCAUGUUACCAGCCAAACCAAAGCCGUUGUGUAUUCUUUGGAAUAUUUGAAAAGGCUGGUCAAACUCCUGAGCAUUACACCAAAAAGAACUAUUGCUAACUACAUGAUGUGGAGAGUGGUCAAGUUAAAGUAUUUACAACUCAGCAGUGAUUUUGUGGAGCUGUUCAAAUAUUAUUACCUGCAAGCUUUCAAUUACUGGAGUGAUUCGGACCAGCAUCAGCUCUGUCUCAUGGCAACUUCACAGAAAUUUGGAAUACCACUUUCGAAAGUCUUCCUUGAUCAAAAGUUCUUUGGUGACAGCAAGAAACUGGCAAAGGACAUCAUUGGAGAUAUCCGUGCGGCAUUCAUCUCCAACAUUGGAAAUCAAGACUGGAUGGAUGGAAAAACUCAGAAGGUAGCCGUAGGGAAGGCGGAGGCCCUCAUCGAAAACGUAGGAUAUCCUGAUUACAUAAUGAACGUUGAAUACAUGACCCAAAGAUAUAAAGAGGUAACAAUAGACGCAAAAACAUAUUUCAACAAUGAUGUUUCAGUUACAAAGCGUCAGAAUAUCGACAGACUUGCUAAAGCUGGAACAGCCGUGGACAAGUCUGAAUGGCCUUUUCCUCCAACGAUGCUCAAUGCAUUUUACGCCUACAAUGAAAAUAAGAUGGUCUUUCCGGCUGCUAUUCUACAACCUCCAUUUUAUAACCCGUUGUAUCCCAGAGCGAUGAACUAUGGUGCUAUUGGAGGUGUCAUGGCCCAUGAAAUUACCCACGGAUUUGAUGACACAGGAAAGCUAUACGACAUUGACGGUAAUAGGAGAAGAUGGUGGAGUAACUCAACCCUCGCUAACUUUCAAGAAAGGUCUCGUUGUUUGAUUGAUCAGUACUCGAAUUACACAUUCUAUGGAUACCAGGUAAACGGCAAGAAUACUUUGUCGGAAAACAUUGCUGAUAAUGGUGGCGUUCGCGUAGCUCUUGAAGCAUACCGGAAGUCGGUAAGGGACCAUUGGGAGGAGCCCAGGCUUCCUGGUAUGAUGUUGACAAACGAGCAAGUGUUUUUCAUUAGUUUUGCAAGGAACUGGUGCAGUCACUACAGCGAUAGAGCUGCUCGUGUGGCUACGAAAUACUUCGAUCACAGUCCCAUGCCAUGGAGGGUUAAUGGCACUCUCCUUAAUUUCCCGGAGUUUUCAAAGGCGUUCAAUUGUCCUUUGGGUUCACCAAUGAAUCCCGAACACAAAUGUAGAAUUUGGUAAAAAUUACCGCUGAAAGGAACACGAACAGUAGGAAACCCUAGUCUGAUGUUUACCAAUUAAAAACAAUAAAGUACUAAAUACCUUGUUAAUGUCAUGUCUAAAACAAACGGUACAGAAGUGUUUGCCUUAAUAUAGCUAUUGAGGAUGAAAUGGCCGUCAUAUCCUCUCAAAUUAUAGAAAACCACUGGAAUCUUUGAAAUUUUUAAUUACUGAAUGAGACAAAUGUUUAAGAAAUUCUAAGCAAAGUGUGCUUUGUGGCGAACAUCAACGAUCUUUUCCAUCCAACUUAUCUCUGAUCAAUGAUGAUGAACUCAAUGAAGCUUUUCACAUAAAUCAUUGUGGUAGUACUAUUGUAUUUUAGGCUGCUGGCCCGUGGCUCUUUUAACCCUCUAGCCCCGUAGAGUGAAGGGCCUCUAACUUCUCCUUACAGUAUCACCAUCAUCAAUUUAAGACGUUCCUGACUGUGAAACAAAUUCUUCUUAUCAUUACCACAGGAAAUGUAAAUAAAAAUGUGUGGAGAUUAUGAUUACCAGUGCUAGGGUGUAAAGGUUUAACUGAAGUCAUUUUCUGAGUUCCCUGCCUCAUAUCUUUUUUGAUCAGCAUGUACCAUUAUUUUCGUCACGCCAAUUAUGUCACAAAUUUCACAGGUGUAUGGAUGAAGAAAACGCAACACAACAAGAUUGCAUUCGUGAUGUGUAGAUCCUCUUUAUCUGCAAGUGAUUUGACAAUGAUCUUAAUAUCUCUGCUUGUGUCUUUCUUUCCUCCAAUAUGAUAACUUUCUGUCCUUUUCAAAGUAUCAUUCUCCUGUUUGUUUAAUUUCACAGGCUUGUUAAAAUGUUUAUCGCUGUGUCAAUACAGUAUUUAGAUUCGUCAAACAUCUGUUCUUGGAAUCUAUAAACAGUAUUUUCAUCUCUGAA
This is a messenger RNA of Stylophora pistillata, 3439 nucleotides long. Its product is annotated as endothelin-converting enzyme homolog. Gene Ontology annotation, cellular component: plasma membrane. The record is from RefSeq and is a predicted model, not a curated record. NCBI's taxonomy places the organism in Eukaryota, Metazoa, Cnidaria, Anthozoa, Scleractinia, Pocilloporidae. Gene Ontology annotation, molecular function: metalloendopeptidase activity. Gene Ontology annotation, biological process: protein processing.